Messenger RNA from Manihot esculenta (cassava), 800 nucleotides. Its product is annotated as protein BOLA4, chloroplastic/mitochondrial. NCBI's taxonomy places the organism in Eukaryota, Viridiplantae, Streptophyta, Magnoliopsida, Malpighiales, Euphorbiaceae. The record is from RefSeq and is a predicted model, not a curated record. The transcript has 3 exons. Bases 46 to 615 code for a protein of 189 amino acids.
AUUCUCCCAUAAGGCAAUUCUAAACGUUACUGCUUUCAGAUUGAAAUGGCAAAGACUCUAAUAUGGCGGCCCAGCAGUCUUUCCUCCGCUAGCCCCCAUGAUCACCACCCUCUUCUCCGUCGCCAAGCUCUCCGUUCGUCGUCUCUUCUCCUACUUUCGAAACGAUGCUUCGUUUCCCGCAACGCAAUAUUCCCAAACAAAACCGAACCAAACUUAUUGUUUUUGUCUUGCAACCAUGACGGAGAAAAGAGGCGCCCAAUUGAGAGCCAUGGCUAUAAGUCACCAAAAUUAGGGUUUGGUCUCGCGGGUAACCGUAGGUUCACCGUUAAAGCCGCCAACGUCAAUGAUGCUGGUUCAAUUGACUCUCUUCUUAUGCAGUCCAUGGAAAAGAAGAUCAAGGAGGAGCUGAAUGCAGAAUCAGUUACUGUGAAAGAUGCAUAUGGGGAUGGGAGGCAUGUCAGUAUUGAUGUGAUCUCUUCAGCAUUCGAAGGACAAUCAAGCGUGGAUAGGCAGAGAAUGGUUUACAAAGCCAUAUGGGUGGAGCUUCAAAACACAGUGCACGCAGUUGAUCAAAUGACUACCAAGACCCCCGCCGAGGCAGCAGAACAGAAGUGAUUGAACAUUUACCAGUGAGUCGAUAAAGAGAUAAAAAUGUUAUCUAUUUAGUUUUCUUGUAGCAUGACAGAAAUAAUUUUGUAUUCCAUUUCCUUCUGGAAUUUUCUUGCUAGAAACUAUCAGUGCUAAGCCACGAAAGUGGGAAAAUAAGGCAUAAUCAAUUGGUGAUUGCUAUUGCUUUGACA